Molecule: messenger RNA, 1158 nt
Organism: Camelina sativa (false flax)
Lineage: Eukaryota; Viridiplantae; Streptophyta; Magnoliopsida; Brassicales; Brassicaceae
Product: F-box/LRR-repeat/kelch-repeat protein At1g09650-like
Molecular function (GO): protein binding
Source: RefSeq, a predicted model, not a curated record
AUGCCUAAAAGAAAGAGAGACGUGGAUGACAUUAUCAGCAACACGAGCUUUGUAGAAUUACCCCAAGAUGUGGUGGGAGAGAUACUUGAGAAACUUCCGGUGAAAUCACUAUUGAGAUUCAAAGCAGUUUCCAAACUAUGGAGAAGGGAAAUCGAAUCCCGGCGUUUCCAGAAGAGACAUCUAAGACAUGAGCAGAAAUCUCGAGACCCGAGUAUCCUGGUAUGCCAUCCUAGGCUUGACCAAGGCACAAAAUUAGCUUCUCUUAGGACAUUGAGUGUGGGAGCAGCGUCAGUUUCGUUUGAGACCCAUACUCAAUACCCUGUCGAUACAACGACUAGAUCAUACAUGCUAAGAAGUACACGGAGUUGCGACGGUCUGACUUGCAUAUAUUCAGAAACCUUUAUGUAUGUGGUCAAUCCCACAACUAGAUGGUACCGUAGACUUCCCGAGGCGAGAUGUCAAGCAUUUUUUCGUGAUACAAAGAACCAGUUUUUUGUGGGUUAUCCAGGAUUCGGUAAAGACAAUAUCACGGGAAUAUACAAGUUGGUUUGGUUAUAUAACUCUCACUGCGUAGACCUAUACGACGGCCAAACUAAUACGUGCGAGAUUUUCUCUUUCGACACCAACAACACUUGGAGGUAUGAUGUGAUUGUUUCUUCUCCUCAUCCAAUGCUACGUCAGAAAGUCCCGGCUCACGCACAUGGAUCCCUCCAUUGGUUUAUUGAUGCAGUCACAGAAACACAAGUCUUAGCUUUCGAUCUUCACACUGAAACUUUUACGGUAAUGGCCAACAUACCGGUUGCCCAUGCACCUCAUCCACGGAUCUCGAUGUGCACUUUGAAUGACCGCCUAUGCUUAUCGGAGGAUAAGGGAAACACACAAACUAUAUGGUCGUUAAAUCAAGACAAUAUGACAUGGCACAAAACUUUCUCCAUAAAUCUCCGUGCAACUCUCUCUUGUAUUGAAGAGGAGAAUAUUUUUCCAAUACCACCCGUCGCAUCACUUUUCAACAACCGGUUAUUGCUUUAUGAUGACAGCGACCACGACCGGAAGCUUGUGAUAUUCAAUUAUCGUUUAAAUUCGUAUGGUGAGAUUUUCAACCCUCGUUAUUUGGUAGGUGCCAUUUCUUUUUCGGAAAGCUUAAUCACUCUUCCAUAA